Molecule: messenger RNA, 1498 nt
Organism: Acanthoscelides obtectus
Lineage: Eukaryota; Metazoa; Arthropoda; Insecta; Coleoptera; Chrysomelidae
Source: the annotation of a GenBank genome assembly
UGUCAACAUGAUAAACCUAAAUCUGUGCUCAUCAACUUCAUUAUUACACACUAAUCCCAUCAUUGAUUUUUCGAUAAUGCCGUACGUUGAGUCUUUUUUCGGCGAGUUCUUCGAAUCGACAUAUUGUGUAAUACAACGUUAGAAGUAUGGGCAGCGUGUAUUUGUUCCAUGAAGAUUAUUUGUACAACUGUGAAAAUUGCGCUUGUAGACCAGACGGGGCAGAUGUCUGGAAGGACCAGCCGACAGUACAUGGAACUAUAUUAUAUUCUGUUAUCACACCCAUUAUUUGCUGUUUUGGAAUUUGUGGAAAUUCCAUAUCGCUGAUCGUUCUCCUGAAGAAAGAACUCACCGGAUCUGUUUAUACAUACCUAGCAGUGUUAGCAGCAAUGGACUUACUGAUGUCAAUAAGCUUAUUUUUGGGUGGCCUAAGCAGAGGGUUUCUUUUCUACAAAGGAUGGGCAACCUAUGAUGCACUGAUCGGGCUGCCAGUAUGUGGUGCCAUCGGUACCUUGAGCAUUAUGGCUACUGUUGGAGUUACCAUAGAUAGAGUAUUGUAUCUGUGGAACCCGCUUUGUUGUAAGAAGCCAAAAUUCUGUGAUCCCAAAAUAGCACGAAGAAUAAUGUUGCUUGGCUUUAUUUUAUCAAUACUUUUGAAUCUUCCAUAUUGUUUCAUAUUUUAUUGGGAUGGAACCACAUUGGCGACGACGCCAUUUUUCGAUUCCAAAUUCUAUGAGUUUUUUAAUUGGUUCAUGCUAGUAUGCUUUGUCUUUGUACCGGCGAUUAUUUUGAUAUUUGGAAACGGAUUUUUAAUCGCCUCAUUGAGAAGAGUCAAGGCGAUCACCAGCAAAGUUGGAAAACGAAAGGAUCACACUCACUUGACCAUAACCCUUAUCUCAAUCAUAGUCCUAUUCCUUAUUUCCGAAGUCCCCUCUUCCUUAGUUUGCAGAACGAGAGCCGUCAGCAUUCUAUUCUCAGGCGACCACAACAAAGCAAAAUCCACCGCCUUGGAGGUGAUCCGGCAACUAUGCACGAUAUUGGGAGCUGUCAACGUCACUGUCAACUUUUUCUUUUACUAUCUGUUUUGUCCGGCCUUUUGCAACGCCUUGGUCAAGGGCUUGAGGAACAGGACAGUGAAAAUGAAGAAAGAUAUGCACGUGAAUGUGUUUGUCGUAAAUAGCAAAGCUACAAAGCUUACCAAGGUAUUGGAUACAGAAGCGGCUCGUGAGUAUUUCGCAAAAAACGGAAAUCUAGAGACUGACUCUGAUUCCGUUGAAGUGUGUGAACAGGUCAGCAAAUGUAAUGAUAAACAAGACAGGAAAACUUGCGAUGUAUGUUUUAUUGAUUCUAGCAGGAAUGUUUAUGACUUCAUUUAUAAUUAGCAUAUCGUUGAAGUUAGUUUUGUUUCUCAAUCUAUAUAAAAUAGAAGCAAUGGAAACUUACAAGUUUGAGUGUAUUGUAUAAUAAUAGGGUAAUAAAUACGAAGUAUAAUGUCUGAAAA